UAGUCGAUUACAUUGAUAUAUUACACCCUAUGUUCCUAAACACAUUGAAUGAUUCCCUGGUUAAUCUAGAAGUGAAGAUCACUGCCCUGACGGCGAUGAUUAACUUCAUUCAACGGGUGGGGAGUUCAAAAGAUAGGGAGAGGUUUCAGGAUCUGUUGGCUGCGAUGAUGGACAUGCUGAAUGAGGCAUUGGAAGAAAAAUGUGAGGCAUCAGCUCAGUCUGAGUUCAAGAUUUUAAUCAAGUUGGCCAAGAAUGAGCCUAGCUUCUUCAGGAUGCAGCUUGUGGUUGUGGUGGGUUCCAUGUUUGAUAUAGUCGAAUGCGAGAGUUAUGAAAAGAAAACGAGACAUUUGGCGGUUGAAUUCGUGAUGAUAUUGGUUGAGGCCAAGGAGAAGACCCCUGGCAUGAUCAAGAAGUAUCCAUUGUUUACUGAAAAAUAAUUUGGAAUUUUAUUGAAUUUGUUAGAGGAUGAGGUUUAUGACCCUCUCUUGCCUGAUCCUUAUGAUAAAUGGGAUAACAAAGAUGAUUUAGUUUUUCUCAAGAUGUGUUUAUGGUGGUUGUCCAAUGCGCUGGGUGGUAAGACUGUUGGUCCUAUUGCCUUUGAGCAGCUCCGUGCUCACUUGGCUGACGACUCGUGGCAGAAGCCAUGCGCAGCACUCAAUGCACUUGCUCAGAUUGUUAAAGGCUGCUCUGAGGUGAUGAUUAAGAAUAUGAAUCUAGUGGUGACAAUGGUUCUGGAUUGUAUGGGACAUCCUCAUCCUGGAGUCAGAUUCGCCUCCUUGUAAGCAAUUCACGAGUUUUUGCGUUUCAUGCGUCCCCAUUUUCAAGAACAAUGUCAUCACCAAGUAGUGCCAGCAUUAACUAAAGCUAUGGAUGAUGACAGUGUAAAAGUG
This is a messenger RNA of Solanum verrucosum, 890 nucleotides long. RefSeq names its product importin subunit beta-3-like. Gene Ontology annotation, molecular function: nuclear import signal receptor activity. Gene Ontology annotation, biological process: protein import into nucleus. The coding region runs from base 540 to 782 and encodes 80 amino acids. The record is from RefSeq and is a predicted model, not a curated record. Lineage: Eukaryota; Viridiplantae; Streptophyta; Magnoliopsida; Solanales; Solanaceae. Gene Ontology annotation, cellular component: cytoplasm; nucleus. The transcript has 2 exons.